AAAUAUUUUGGUGCCACUGCACUCUCUCAGUGUUGUCACUUGGAACGGUUGCCGUCGUCCGCCUUCAUCACCACAUCUUUUCUUCUCUUGGCAUCUACACUGCCUCAUUGUAUUCUCACUCUUUGCAUCCUUUCAUUCAAAUCGCAGCAAACAACCUCAGCUGUCUCCCAAUUGGCGGUUCCCCCCUCCUUCUCCCCCGCUCUCAUUCUCAUCAGCCUCGCCUCAAGCUCGCCCAGCAUGACGUUUGCAAAAGAGAUUCACACCUUCCACUCGGGCUCCGUCCAGGCCCAGUCCUCCGACAAAUCAAAAACAUUUGCUUCCAUCGAUCCCAGCACUGGAAAGCCCCUCGCCACCAUCUACACAACAACACCCGACCAGCUCAAUGCCGCCGUUGCCUCUGCCCACGCCGCCUUUCCCACAUGGUCCCAGACACCGGCUCCCGCCCGCGCAAAGAUCCUCCUGCGCGCCGCCGCUAUCCUGCGUGAGAGAAACGAUGCUCUGGCCCUGACCGAGAUGCUUGACACCGGCAAAGCCUGGUCUGAGACCUCUACUGUCGACAUCGUCACUGGUGCCGACGUCCUCGAAUACUACGCACACAUGGUCGCCGGCGGCAUGCCCGGCCAAAACACCAAGCUCCGCGCCGACGCCUUUGUCCUGACGACCCACGAACCGCUCGGUGUCUGCGCUGGCAUUGGUGCCUGGAACUACCCGAUUCAAAUCGCCCUGUGGAAGUCGGCUGCCUGUCUAGCCGCUGGUAACUGCAUGGUCUACAAGCCCAGCGAAGUGACGCCCUUGCACGGCAACACCCUCGCACAAAUCUAUAUUGAGGCCGGUCUACCUGCUGGCGUCUUCAACGUCGUCUAUGGCGAUGGCGUGGCCGUGGGUGCUCCUCUUGUAGCUCACCCCGACAUUGCCAAGGUCAGUUUCACUGGCCAGGUCAGCACGGGCAGCAAGGUCGCGAGCCAGGCGGCCAAGGACAUGAAGGGCAUCACCAUGGAGCUCGGCGGCAAGUCGCCCGUUGUCAUCCUACCCGACGCUGAUGUUGACGAGGCUGCUGACAUUGCCAUGGCUGCCAACUUCUUCUCUACCGGCCAAGUCUGCACCAACGGCACACGCGUCUUCGUCCCGGACACACUGCUCGCCAAGGUCGAGGCCGGCAUUGUCCAGCGCUGCCGCGAGGGUAUCCGCAUGGGCAUGCCCCGUGACGAAAAGACCAACUUUGGACCCGUCGUCAGCAAGCCUCACAAGGAAAAGGUCGACAUGUACAUCCGCCACGGCAAGGAGGUUGACCGCGCUCAGGUCCUCUACGACGGUGCUGUCGACGCUCAGCGCAGCAAGCCUACACCCGAUGGCUUCUGGGUCCCGCCUAUCGUCUUUACAAACUGCAAUGACAACAUGCGCGUUGUCAAGGAGGAGAUUUUCGGCCCCGUCAUGUGCAUCUUGCCGUACAAGACGCAAGGCCGCAAGCAGGAGGAGUGGCUGCCAGAGCUGGUGGCCCGCGCCAACGAUACUCAGAUGGGCCUUGCUGCUGGUGUUGUCUCCUCUGAUCUGAGCCUUGCGCAGGAUGUCAUCCGCCAGCUGCACGCUGGUAUCACAUGGAUCAACACAUGGGGUGAAUCGCCUGCCGAGAUGCCCGUCGGCGGCUGGAAGAUGAGUGGUAUUGGAUUGGAGAAUGGCGAGGAGGGCAUCCGCGCGUACAUGCGCACCAAGAGCACGCUGGUGCAGCUUGGUAAGGGCGCUUGCAGCGGCCUGUUUGCGAAGCUGUAGGGGGAAUGAUUUUUGUACCACUACUUUCUUCUGGCGUUGGGAUGACGUUUGCAAUUUUGUACAUAGGACACCAUCUCAUAUGAUAUAUUUCUACAAUUUUGAAUACCAAAAAGCGAAUAACUUUCUAC
[Torrubiella] hemipterigena is the source of this 1895-nucleotide messenger RNA. The record is from the annotation of a GenBank genome assembly. NCBI's taxonomy places the organism in Eukaryota, Fungi, Ascomycota, Sordariomycetes, Hypocreales, Clavicipitaceae.